Iphiclides podalirius (scarce swallowtail) is the source of this 333-nucleotide messenger RNA. NCBI's taxonomy places the organism in Eukaryota, Metazoa, Arthropoda, Insecta, Lepidoptera, Papilionidae. The record is from the annotation of a GenBank genome assembly.
AUGAAUGCGCCCUCGUUCAUCGACAAGGUCCUGCUGAUGAUGAGGCCGUUCAUGAAGAAAGAGCUCAUGGACGUUCUGUGCGUGCACCCGGUCGGCUCGGGGAGCCUCGGCCGACACGUGCCCAUCGAGGCGCUACCGAGCGACGCCGGCGGCAGUUAUAGCAAGAUGGCGGAGUGUCAAGCUGCCGUUGCAGCCAAGAUGCGGAACAACCGAGAUUUCUUCGCACAUGAGAACAAAAAGCGCGUCGUGGAGUCACUCCGCCCGGGCAAACCUAAAACUAUAUCCGAUAUAUUCGGUUGUGUUGAAGGAUCCUUUAAGAAACUUGACAUUGAC